This is a messenger RNA of Drosophila novamexicana, 4002 nucleotides long. RefSeq names its product PAN2-PAN3 deadenylation complex catalytic subunit PAN2 (gene PAN2). Gene Ontology annotation, biological process: mRNA processing; nuclear-transcribed mRNA poly(A) tail shortening. Bases 104 to 3844 code for a protein of 1246 amino acids. Gene Ontology annotation, cellular component: PAN complex; P-body. The transcript is spliced from 16 exons. Lineage: Eukaryota; Metazoa; Arthropoda; Insecta; Diptera; Drosophilidae. Gene Ontology annotation, molecular function: poly(A)-specific ribonuclease activity; protein binding; nucleic acid binding. The record is from RefSeq and is a predicted model, not a curated record.
UGAGUCGUGAGCAUAAAUAUAUAUACGCAACAACAACUGAUGCAAAUAGAACUUGUUAAAUAUAAUAAUAAUAAACAAUAGAUAAAGAGUGUUCAUAUUGCAAAUGGAUUACGUUUAUUGUGGCGGCACCGAUCAAAUCGGUGCGUCCGAAGACAUUUUAAGUGUUUACGAUACAGGGCCCCCGCGUAACUCUGAGCAUUAUUCACCAAGUUUCAAUGGCUUCAAUAUUGGUUCCAGCGAUGCCGACUACGUCGCUAGCCCAAUUCCAAUUCUUGCUGACGGCGGGGAAAAUUUUGGCGUCUCGACUGUAGCCUUCGAUGACUAUGAAGAAUUGCUUUGGAUGGGAAAUCAAGGUGGACAUGUUACCUCGUACUACACGAGCUCCCUGCAAAAAUACACCUCCUUCCAAGUACACGCCAGCGAUAUAGUGCGACAAAUAAUUACCAUCGAUUCGGGAGUUCUAGUAUUAACACAGACUUCACUGCGACACCAGAUACGUCGAGGAUUGCCAAAGUUUACGCACAAAUCCAAUAACAUGGUGGAAAUGGUGUGCAUGCUGCAGUUAUCCCCGCAUCGUUUAGUCAUGGCUGGCUUGCAGGAGGAGCUCAUAGAUUUCGAUAUGCGCAGUCUGAAGGAGACGCGGUUGGAGCAUGUCGGAUCCGCUGGAUGUACGGUGUUGCGAAAGAACUCCCGGUAUCUAUUUGCAGGUGACCAAUUUGGCACAGUCACACUAAGAGAUUUGAACACCCUAAGCGUGGAGCAUACAAUCAAAACGCAUACAAAUAGUCUCUCAGAUUUUGAUGUGCAGGGCAAUUAUCUUAUAUCGUGUGGUUAUAGUGGCAGGCAAAAUAAUUUGGCAAUCGAUCGUUUUCUGAUGGUCUACGAUUUGCGUAUGUUGCGACUGAUAUCACCCAUACAAGUUCUGAUUGAUCCGCAAAUGCUGAAGUUUUUGCCAUCGCUUACAUCCCGUCUCGCUGUCGUGUCCAGCUAUGGACAAUUUCAGCUGGUUGACACUGUGGAGCUGAGCGAGCCACGCGUAUCCAUGUACCAAAUUAAUACGAAUGGCAGCCAAUGCUUGAGUUUCGACAUCAGCUCCUCAUCGCAAGCUAUGGCCUUUGGCGAUCAAUCGGGUCAUAUAAAUACAAUUGCCUCCAUACAAACGCCACAGCCACAGUUUAAUGCGUUCUCGAGAAACACUGAGUUUGCGGACGUUGUGCCACAGUUGCCAAUGGUACCAUUUACAGACACAAAUUUUCCACUGUCAUCGGUUAUGCUGCCGCAUUUGACGACAGGCACGCGUUGGUUUUCUGAUUGGCCAGAGGACCUGUUGCGCUAUGGUUAUCAUCGCCCAAAGACCAUAGAUCCAGAUGUGCUUAAUAGUAUGAAAAUGCAAGGACCCAUUGGAUAUUCACCGAAUCCACGAACCGCACGACGAAAUCAAAUACCCUACUUCCUUAUUGACCAGGGACAGAGCGGUGGCGGUAAUGCGAAUGCAAAUGGCAACACGACGGCUACAAAAACCGAGAGCGGCGUUAAAAUCAUACCCAGGCGAUAUCGUAAAGUGGAAUUGAAAUAUAGCAAACUGGGUACGCAAGAUUUUGAUUUCGAACAGCAUAAUCAAACUUGCUUCGCCGGACUCGAAGCUACCUUGCCCAAUUCCUAUUGCAAUGCCAUGCUACAGAUCUUGUACUUUACGGAACCUUUACGAAUGAAGCUAAUUGGACACACGUGCUCCAAGGAGUUUUGCUUAUCCUGCGAACUGGGUUUCCUCUUUCAUAUGCUGGACAAAAGCACUGCUUCAACUCCUUGCCAAGCCAGCAAUUUUCUGCGCUCGUUUCGCACAGUGCCUGAAGCAUCUGCUUUAGGCUUGAUUUUAUCUGAUCGAUCGUCAAAUGUUAAUCUAAUUACACUAAUUCAGAACUGGAAUCGGUUUAUAUUGCAUCAAAUGCAUUAUGAAAUUCUGGAUUCUGGCAAAAACUCUGGCUUGAAUGGUCCUCAAAGUGCAUUAUUUGUCGCAGAAAGUAUGUGCACAGAAAGUAACACGGCUACUGAGUUAUAUGAAUCAAUCUCUGACGAAAGCACAAAGGAGGAGGAACGGGAACGUUGUAAAAUAAACGCCGAAACGGAUAUAAGUAAAAUUUUUGGAACUAAACAGAUAUGCAUAAACAGAUGUAUCAAGUGUCAGGCAGAGAAAUCAAAAGAAAAUAUUUUGCUGGCUUGCAACUUAUCAUACCCCACGCAUAUAAAGGACAAUGAGCAGCACUUUGAUUUUGGUAACAUUUUGAAGCGAUCUUUGAGCUCUGAAAAAAAUAUUCAAGCCUUCUGUGAGAGCUGUAAGAAGUUUUCGCCAACGAAUCAGAGCGUUAAGGUUACAUCGCUGCCGCAAGUAUUGGCGAUCAACUGUGGGCUAAACAAUGAAAAGGAUAUUAGCUUCUUGAAACGCCAGCUUAAUCGUAACAACGAUCGACCAACUGCUGAGGCAGCAUCCUUAAGUACCAGCAAGCCGUGCCGUUAUGGCAUCAACUGCUCGCGUAGUGAUUGCCAUUUUAUGCAUCCGGAUAGAAAAUCUCCUUCACACACAAAUCAGCCAAGCAAUGUCAACAGCUCACCAAGUGCGCGUCAAAAAUCCUGGUUCCCACUGGCCUUCAACAUGGGCAUCAGUGAGACAGGUGAGCUGAGCGUGCUAUCACCCACACACGCUUCCAAAACGGAACAGGAGUCGGAAGAUGAGGAGCUAAUGCAGCAGCAACAACAGCAAACGCUGCCCAAGGAUCACAUCCAACGAAUGUAUGCCCUCCAUGCAGUUGUCUGUCAAAUUGACGAUGGCACCCAGAAGAAUUUGGUGUCCCUAAUAAAUGUGCGCCAAAAAUAUCAUACUAUGAAGGCGACUACCUCGGAUGCAAUCGAUGAGACGCAGUCGCAGUGGUAUAUUUUCAAUGAUUUUAGCAUUUCACCUGUUUCACCACAAGAAUCUGUUUGGUUCACGUUGGAUUGGAAGGUGCCGUGUGUGCUGUUUUAUCGCAGUGUAGAGGAUGAAACAGACGCAACUCCAACCGUGGGAGAGCCCGCUACUGUAACAGCCACACAAACCAACGAUUCAGCCAGCAAUACUCCAACCAAUCCAUUCUUGCAAGACAUCUUAAACCCGAUACCAAAAAAACCCGGCACUGAUGCAACCUUGCGACCACUGCAAUCAAAUGAGAUGCCGCAGGCAGGCGACUUAAUCGCCAUGGAUGCGGAAUUUGUAACAUUAAACCCGGAGGAAAACGAAAUACGGCCGGAUGGCAAAACGGCGACCAUAAAACCCUGUCAUAUGAGUGUGGCGCGUAUAUCCUGUAUUCGUGGGCAAGGCCCUGAUGAAGGUGUACCAUUCAUAGAUGAUUACAUUUCGACACAAGAGAAGGUUGUCGAUUACCUUACACAAUUUUCUGGCAUUAAACCCGGCGACCUCGAUGCUAACUUUAGUAAUAAACGUUUGACUGCCUUGAAGUAUUCGUAUCAGAAAUUAAAGUUUCUUGUCGAUAUUGGCGUCAUAUUUGUGGGUCAUGGCUUAAAGAAUGAUUUCAGGGUCAUUAAUAUAUACGUACCAUCCGAUCAAAUCAUCGACACGGUGCACCUGUUUCAUCUUCCCCAUCAUCGCAUGGUUUCAUUGCGCUUUUUGGCUUGGCAUUUUUUGGGCACAAAAAUACAAUCUGAAACGCAUGACUCCAUUGAGGAUGCUCGCACAACCCUUCAGCUAUACAAACAUUAUUUGCAAUUGCAAGCAGAGAAGAAAUUUACGCUAGCAUUGAAAAAUCUAUACGAUCGUGGUAAACAGCUGCAGUGGAAGGUGCCGGAGGAUUAAGAAUUAUUGGUACCAUCCGCUGGUUAACGAUAGUUAAAGCCAGUACAAAUGCUAGACCGGCCACCUAGAUUGCAAAUUUUUUAAAUGUUGUAUUUGAAAAAAGAAUUCCAUUUAGUUUUAAGCUCAAUAUCGUCUGGACAGACAUGCCCACAAUAAAA